GGUUUCCCAACUCUUGAUUACCAAGCACGUUAUAUACUACCACGGCAAUGUCAGAAUUGAUCAGAAGGCGUCUGUUCGCCAUAUUCGAUGAUGACAACCCGGAUCCUGUAACACAUCACUCUAGCUCCGUUCUGGGAAGAGCACUUUACAGCGGAUUGACGAUCCUACCACUUUUACUCACAUGCUACUUGUUCUGGCGUCGAGUCAAAGAAGUCCGCUGGCAGACCAUCCGACACAUUUCAUGGAUACGCUUCCUUGUCUAUUCAAGCUAUCUCGUGUCCAUCGCCUUCUUCGUUGCGUCUAUCGCAAUCUCUGGCGUUGGUAUACAAACGGCUGGUUUCUGUCGGACAGCAAUCUACUUCUGCAUCGCCUUCCUCUUCGUCGGCCGUCUCACAACACAACUUUUCCUCAUCGAAAGAGCACACAUCGCCAACUUGGACUACCUGCGCCGCCGUGAUGACCCCAUCUGGAUUCUAUCUACAGCAUGCGUUGGCGUCUUUGCCACUUUCCUGUUCGUAUGGGCAUUCUUGAACCCCGUGGCCUAUAUCGCAAAUAGCGAUGGUAGGUGCCGCAAAGGCAUCCCACCAGAGGUUGUCGCACCCCUCGAGAUCUAUGAGUGUAUUACCUACAUUAUGCUCACUGGUGUCUUUGUCGUUAUGCUUCGCCGCACAAGACAAUGCGAGCUGUUCCCUUCUGUCCCGGAGCGCUUCACCACAUUUGGCAAGAAGUUGAACCGCUUGAGUCACGUCAACAGACCCGGCAGUGCUAAGAAGAGCGCUGAUAUAGAAGAGGUGGAAAUCGACACCCUGUCCUCUGCGAUCAUCUUGCCCGCCUCAACUCGUCCUUGCAAGUUGCGCGGAUUGGCUUACAAGUCUUUGAUCGGCACCAUCUUGAUCCUUGUUUGGGGUGUCAUCAAUUCUACGAUCUUCUACGUUACUGGUGGACGCGAACAUGUCUGGCUGUGUUUCAUGCAGUGCAAUAUGGAUAUCUUCCUCUCAGUCUGUGUAUUACACUGGCUCACCGCAAACCCCAAGGAGCUCGAACGCAGCAUGAGAGGUACCAGACCUAGUGUCACCGAGCUACCUGUUUUCCUCAGGGGCGACUCGAUUUCUGAGCCUGUGCCUGCUAAGCUCUCCCCUUCAUGCUCUUCCUCCGAUUAGGAGUCCAAGAGACUAUGUAUAUAUUCCUGUCGCAACCUCAGAUCCAUAGAUCAAAGUACUAAUAGAUAGACAAAAAGACAUUUCUGCUGGCCGGAAUUGGCUGAAUCAACAC
Molecule: messenger RNA, 1272 nt
Organism: Aureobasidium pullulans EXF-150
Lineage: Eukaryota; Fungi; Ascomycota; Dothideomycetes; Dothideales; Saccotheciaceae
Exons: 3
Coding region: 48-1160 (370 amino acids)
Source: RefSeq, a predicted model, not a curated record